CACCCACCAUGCCAGUAACAUACACAACCAUCCCCCUCCAAAUAAACGGAGUCAACCUCACCAUCUCCACCAUGCACAACAACCUAACCACAAGCACCAAACCCCCCAUCCUCUUCCUCCACGGCUUCGGCUCCUGCAAAGAAGACCUCGCCGACAUCGCCAUACACCCCUCCUUCCAAUCACACGGGUAUCUCGCCUUCGACGGCCCCGGAUGCGGCCACACCAGCAGCAACAACCUCUCCGCCACCGACAUCCCCUUCCUCGUCGCCACCGCCUCAGCCGUCCUGUCGCACUUCCAAAUCACCCAAUUCCACCUAAUCGGCCACUCAAUGGGCGGUCUCACCGCUCUUCUCCUCGCCCAUCAACACCCCACCCGCGUCCUCAGCUUCAUCGACAUCAAAGGAAAUCUCGCCCCGAAGACUGCUUCCUCAGUCGCGUUCAUGGACGCGUUCAUUACUCGGACCGCGACGGCCAAAUCGUACGGGAGUCCGUUCUAUGCGAGUACGUUGCGGGCAAGGGUGCGUUCUGGUGCGGUGCGUGCGAUUUUCGAAUCUAUGGUACGGUUAUCGGAUGAAGAGGAUUUGUUAGGAAUGUUUUUGAAUUUGUCCUGUGAGAAAAUGUUCAUGUUUGGGGAGGAGAAUCGUGGGUUGUCGUAUUUGCCCAGGUUGGGGGAGGAUGAGAGGGUUGAGUUGGCGGAGAUUAGGGAGAGUGGCCAUUUUCCGAUGUAUUCGAAUCCGGUGGAGAUGUAUAAAAGGAUUGCGGGGUUUUUGGAGAGGGUUGCUUGAGGUGGAGUGACGGUUGGGUUGAGUUGGGUUGGGAUAGUGGUGGGGUUGUAGAAGAUAGAUAGAUAUCCUUUUUCAGUAC
Messenger RNA from Aspergillus sclerotioniger CBS 115572, 864 nucleotides. RefSeq names its product alpha/beta fold hydrolase. Lineage: Eukaryota; Fungi; Ascomycota; Eurotiomycetes; Eurotiales; Aspergillaceae. Bases 9 to 785 code for a protein of 258 amino acids. The transcript has 2 exons. The record is from RefSeq and is a predicted model, not a curated record.